This is a messenger RNA of Populus nigra (black poplar), 1809 nucleotides long. Its product is annotated as probable CCR4-associated factor 1 homolog 11. Bases 182 to 1081 code for a protein of 299 amino acids. The transcript has 2 exons. Gene Ontology annotation, molecular function: poly(A)-specific ribonuclease activity; nucleic acid binding. Lineage: Eukaryota; Viridiplantae; Streptophyta; Magnoliopsida; Malpighiales; Salicaceae. The record is from RefSeq and is a predicted model, not a curated record. Gene Ontology annotation, cellular component: P-body; CCR4-NOT core complex; CCR4-NOT complex.
UCGCCUCCCUCUGUUACGAUCCCACGUCUCCUUUCUAUAAAAACCACGACGGAAAAAAUUUCUAAUAAAAAUAAAAUCAAUCAACAUCAACAAUAAUUAAAAAGAACAAGAACGAAACCCUAACGAUCUUGAUCCGGACUUUUAAUCUUUGAAUGCCUGAUUUUAUAAACGAAUCCAAAUCAUGUCAAACUCUGAUAAACCGCCGCCGCCGCAGCCUCCACCACCACGACCGCAACGUGCAAGGACUGUCUUGAUCCGGUCGGUCUGGGCAGACAAUUUAGAAGAAGAAUUCAAGUUUAUCCGAUCCGAAAUCGACAGGUACCCGUUAAUCUCAAUGGACACAGAGUUUCCCGGUAUCGUCGUCCGUCCUGUCGUUGGAGAUCCGUACAACCGCCAUCGUGACCCGACCGCUCACUACUUGAGCCUCAAAGCCAACGUUGAUCUCUUAAAUCUGAUCCAAAUAGGACUCACGAUCGCUGACGAGGAUGGGAAUUUACCCGAUCUAGGUUUUAAGGAUCUCUGCUUCAUUUGGGAAUUCAAUUUUAGGGAUUUUGACGUGGCGCAUGAUGCACAUGCGCAUGACUCGGUGGAGUUGUUGAGGCGGCAGGGAAUUGAUUUCGAGAAGAAUCGGGAGCUCGGGAUUGACUCGGUGAAAUUCGCUGAGUUGAUGAUGUCGAGUGGACUCGUGCUGAAUCAGUCAGUGAGUUGGGUAACGUUUCACUGUGCUUAUGAUUUUGGUUACUUAGUGAAAUGUUUGACUCAUAAAGUGUUGCCAGAGGGGUUAAAUGAGUUCUUGGAAUUAGUGAGGGUGUUUUUUGGAGAUAGGGUUUAUGAUAUAAAGCAUAUAAUAAGGUUUUGUGAGGGUUUAUAUGGUGGAUUGGACCGGGUAUGUAAGGAACUGGGCGUGGAUCGGGUUAUAGGGAAGAGUCAUCAAGCCGGGUCAGAUAGUUUGUUGACAUUGCAUGCUUAUUUGAAGAUACAAGAUAAGUAUUUUUUCAAGGAUAAAGAUAAUGAUCGAGGAUUAGAGAAGCACGCUAAUGUUUUGCAUGGUUUAGAAUUGUUUGAUUGGAUUGUAGAUUGAUCCGUCCCUUUUCAUCCUUGGAAAGUUGGUUUAUCACUUUUUGUACACAUUUUUCACUUUGAUCAAGUUUUAAUAGUAGCUCUCAAGUUUAAAUCUUUUGGUUAAUCUAUAUAUGUUUUUCUGCGUUGAACUUUAUUUGUUUGAAUUUAAUUUAACAAUGUACGUGCUUGCUUACCUUGAUAAAAACAGUGGCAGUGUUCAGAGCUAACAUUGGGGCUAUAAUUCUGGGAAUUAAUGGACUUGGAAACACAAAGAAUCCAAUUUAGUGUACUGAAAGUGUAUCUUUCAGAGAUUUUUAGAGCAGGGUUGAAUGAUUUUUAGAGCAGGAUAGAAGACAAUACUGUUUCCAAGAACAAUACCAAAUUUUUCCUCCUUGAAAAGGACUAAUGCAAGAAAGCAUGAUGACUUGAAAGCUGCUGGCUGGUGACUUUAUCUAAAGGUCUGGCUUACCUGCUUCGGAAUUCGUUGGCAAGAGGAAAAUAAUACUACAUUUGCUACACAACUUCAAAGCCUGGAGAACAAAAAACAUCAAACCUUUGAAGUGGAGAAAGGGCGUCCGACCCCCUUUGACUGCUUAGUUUCUUUCAACUGAAUAAUUGUACCCCAGAGAAACAGAUCCCGUCAUUGUAAUAUUAUUGUCCACAUAGAAAGGCAUAUGCUUACGAAUGAGUUAUGUAUAUUGCCCCAUCAUUCAAUCAAAAAGUUUACAGAUAGACCUGACACAUGAA